Bactrocera tryoni is the source of this 7381-nucleotide messenger RNA. RefSeq lists its product as uncharacterized. The coding region runs from base 1096 to 6759 and encodes 1887 amino acids. Lineage: Eukaryota; Metazoa; Arthropoda; Insecta; Diptera; Tephritidae. The record is from RefSeq and is a predicted model, not a curated record. The transcript has 15 exons.
ACGCAAUUUCGGAAACUACCACAUAUAUUUGGACGAGUACAAGCGCAGCCGUAAACUGCGCGAUGCAAUUACGUAAGCACGGUGAAUAAGAAGAGUGCAAGCAGUGGAAAGAAGUGAAAAAGUGAAACGUUCUAAAACAAGUUGUAAAAACCUUGUUUGUGUACCAAAAUCGAGCAAAUGUGUGAUAAAGUAAUUGCGCCAAGUUCAGUAAGUGAAGUGAGCCUUCAUAUCCACCCUCAGCACUCAUCGGUUUGAAAAGCGCAGUGAAUAUUUUGAUGAGGUAUAAACUAUUAAAUAAUGUGCUCUGAUUUCCACCUACCCACCUUAGCUAUUUUCGAAUACAAGGUCCAAAAUAAUUUACUAAAAAGUGAAUUGCUCACCUAAAACAAAAAGUGGAAUUCGUAAGUUCAACACUGAUAAGAUAAGCGCAAAGGCGAGAGAGAGCAAACUUAGCAUCCGCGCACUCACACACAUACAUAUAUUCCGUUGCAUCCGUGUGUCGCGCAGCGAAAGCGGGCUUCUACAGCAAUAACUGGCACAAAAAUCAUACAACAGUGGACUCAGCAUUCAGCAACCGGGACAUUAGCUUCCGUCGGCAGCCAAAAAUCAUAACUGUCAAAAUUCAGCUACGAAAGUGUGUCGUCGCUGCGGAGCCAAUGUACAGUUCAAACAUUCUGCGGUAGAUGCCAACAAAUUGGGGGAACGCGGGACAACUGACAGUUGUAACGAAGAAACUCUCACAAACAUCGAAAAGAAAUAGAAGGCUUAUGCAAUAGAUAGACACAAUUGCAGACUACAAAUAAUCAGAAAGUUGCAUUGGCGCAAAAGCUUCUGAUUCGAUAGCCAAAACUGCACUGAAGACUUUGCUGCUGAUACGAGCAACACACAACAACAACUCAGGAAAUUGCGGGGUCAAUGCGAAAUAGCCACUGUAAUAAUUUUGUAAUAACAGCAAACAACAACAAGAAGCCUCUUUGAAUACUUAUGAAGCAAAGAGUAGGUUGCCAAGAACCAAUAGCCCAGCAACACAUCUCCGAACAAUACCACACAGCUGAUUUGCGACUUGUAUAAGUAACCGGACCAUUGGCAGCACCUAUGGGCAAGUGUGUCUCAAAGCACCCGUCCGUACUCACAAUAGCGCUGUCGGAAAAGGAUUUGGCGGCGGCUAACCACAUUUGGAGCAAAUUUGCUGAGAGCACCGAAUACAUUGCGCUGAAGGACGAGCAUGGAAAUCAAUUAUGCGAAUAUUACUACGUGAGCGGCAAGAAGCGGAAGACGAAGCCAAAAACAACAAAGCAGCAGCUAGCGCCAACGAAGGGGAAUAAUGAUGCGAAUACAACAACUGUCGGCGCCACACGGUCAGACCAAGAUUCAAAUGAAAAUCAAAACCAGCGACAGCAGCAGAGCCAGAAGAAGGGUAGAAACAAAAGACGAUCGAAGACAACACAAAAGCAAUCAUCAACGCAGCAAAGUAGUGAAAACAAAUCACAGCAAUGGACAACAAACAGCGAACAAACAACAAACACAAAUGGCACAGAAAGUUAUACCGAAAGGUUACAGCAAGAUUGUGUUACUUCACAAGCCGAGUUGUCUGCCCAUGCCGCUGAUGGUCUGACAACGACGACAGCGACGACUUCGACAAUUGUGUACAGCAGUGUGAGUGGCUGUGAGUAUUGCACCGUUGUCAGCACCACGGACGAUGACGACGAGAGCGAGGGCGGGGACGAGGACGAGCACUGGCGCGGGCACGAUGACAGUGACGACAGCGAGCAGUUGUUUGGUAUUCACAACCAUAAUAAUGCUACCGAGGCUAUUGUAGUUGACAACACCAAUAAAGAAACCGCCGUUGGUACUCAUAAAAAUCAACAACAUUGUGUGGCUCAUUUGCCGUCGCAGCCACAGGAACAGAUUGCUGGCGACACGGUUGCCCCCGACGCCAACAAUAAUGCCGAAAUAGCUGCGAAACAUGAGGAAUAUGCUUAUCAACCGAAGUGGCAGCAACAGCGUUUGGAUGCCACCGAAAAAGGGCAAUUAAUAAACAGUGAAGUGAGCAAAGUCAAUAUUGGUGUUAUUGGUGUCGAAAAUGCAGCUGAACUUGACAAUGUCGAUGGAAACAGUGAAAGGUUAAGCGGCAGUGAACACCUAACGGUUGAAGGCAGCGACUAUAUGCAGGGACAGGCCGAAAGCAAACGACAUUCGAAGAAGCAUGGCAGCACCACCAACGCCACAACAGGCACUGGAGUGGGCGCCAUCGAAACUAAAGGUACGGCGAUGUCCUUCGGCUUUCGCAAGAAGCUCAACACGACGCCGAAGAAGUUCAAGAAAUUGCUGGAGGCCGGCGUUGGCGGCAUGACUGGUGGUGGCGAUGGAAAACGAAAACAAGACAAAUGCAACAAUAUUACAACAACGACACGGGACGGCAACACACCUAGUGAGGAUAACGCAAAACGGGCAACUGUGAUAGAUGGGGAGACGUUAACGGACGAACAACAGCAGGACGACAAUGGCAAUGCAGAACUGCUGGCCAAGAUACACUUUGAGAAAAUGGGUGCGGCGGCCGCAACGACGCAGCGUUCCAAUCAACAAGCCAUGGCAGCCGGUGGUGGCGCUCCGCCUUCCAACCUGCCUGGCGUCGCUUCGCGGUUCGGUUACCGCGGCGGACACAUGGUACGCCCGGCAUCGGCAGGUUUAACGCAGCACUAUCCCAUGGAAGUACAGGAGAAUGCGGAAAACAACAACACUUGCGGCAGCAAUGGGAGCGACGCCAGAAGUGGUGGUGUGGGAGUUAAUGGACAACAAAAACCGCUUGUCAGCAACUUGAAACGCCGAUCGAAGAGUGCACAUGCCGGCAGGGCAUUGACUUCAGGCGAUGAGACUAGCGAGUCGGGCAGUUGCAGCGAUGCGGCCGGUCGCCCAAAAAUAACACAACCCAAAUCUAUAACGUUCAAUUUGAGUCAGAACAGCACAAUCGAAUAUCAGCGGCGACAGUUUUUCGAACAGCCCAACACAUAUGGCAGCUAUGGAAGUGGACGCAGCAGUGCCGCCAACAUUUGGACCCAUCAACCGGGGCACCAGGCGCAGCAGCAUCAGUCGCGAAAUGUCAUCAGCACGGGCAUGCACACGAAUGUUAUUGUCCGUCCGACACCACGCGCACCGCCAGCCAGUUUUUCGAAGUUCACACUGCACACAGUAAGUUUGCCAAAACCGGAGUUUCCCGUGGCCAUCAGUGUGGGUGCUACAACUCCGACUACACCGAGCAGCAUCUACACACCAUCGCCCACCAUGGCAACCAGCGUCGCGGGCGCACGUACCAAGGAAAACCAGCAGCAGCAGCACCCCUUGACAGUGGUAGCUUGUGCCACAGUGACACACUCCGCUUCCGGACAUAUGGAUCUGAAGACGGCCAAGCAGAUGGCAAACAACACGCGGCGUGGAUUCUCAGGCAGUCGGGAGAUAUCAGCGGAUUCAGGUAUUGCCAGCAUGGACAUGGCAUUGGAUAGUUCGGUUUCGAGCGGUGGUGGCAGUCGCGCUGGACGCACAGCCUCGCCUAAACGGAGCCGCAGUCGUCCGCGCAAUUUGCAAAUGGUAAUGAAUGGUCGUCACAAAUUUGAAGUACGUGACCUGGACGACCCUUUAUCGAGUGAAUCCAGUUCUAUCGUAGAGCCGCUAGCUUUGCCGAAGCUACCGAACGAAAACCAAACAGUACCGCUUCCACUAUGUGGUCUUGUGCGUUCCAAUACGGUACUUAGUCGAGAGACUUAUGAACGAAAUGGCGGUGUUAUCGGUAAUAGAAGCGCUAGUGCCAACCCGGAAAUCAAACAGGUUGAUAUUGGAAUACGCCCUACUACGGCGCCUGCACAGUGUACCAUAACUCGGAAUUCGUCGGAGGAAAGUGAAGGGGUCGAUGAGGAAAAGCUUUACUUAGACCGCUCAACUUCAGAGAAAGGAAACAGGUUUAAGGACAUCAAUACUUGUUCGAGUAAAACAUCGUCACCAGGGAGCUCCAUAAUGCUCUCGUGGUGCAAUGCCGGAGAAUCUCUUGCCGUAAAGGAUUGUAGCAGCCUCAGUAUUAGCAGCGAAGAUAGUAAUAAACUGCAGGGAUUUAAUCAUCAAGAUAAAGACACAGACACGGAGAAGAACGAUUUGCAAAAAUUCAAACACAUGUCGGUCGACUUGAAUGACGAUGACUUAAGUGGCAUCGUGACCGAAAUGCAAGUUAGUACAUUAUCUUCCUUAACGGAUAACUUAGCAAAUGAAAACAACAAUUCCGCACUCAAAACAAUAGAAACCAACAUUACGACCAUUGCAUCUACGGAAAAUGCAAAUAUUGAUAAGCCGGACCGGCCGAAAUCGUUUUAUAAUACCCUUAAUGAGACGAAAUUUGCAGAGAUGGCUUUAGCCGGCAGCACUUAUCUUUUGGACGACGAGACCUCUCCCACGGAUAGUCUGGUGAGCAGCACGGAAUCAGAAGAAGCCGCAAGCAAGCAGAAAAAACACAAAAUAAACGAAGAACUGCAAGAGAAGGACAUCGAUGAGAUUUCACCUGAACUCGAAAUGGGUAGUCCCAUUUCACCGGGAACACCAACACACGCUUCACAUUCACUAUCACUUUCCGAUUGCGGUAAUUUAAUUGAUGACGAGAUCGCUGACCAACCGGCGUUGCUGUUUAACAGUGAGGCGCAUGAUCUGGUGGAUAGUUUGACGUCACACAAAGAUAAGACAGAGACCCCCACACUUAUGGAAAAUACAGGUUCGAUGCGUUCCCUGAAGAGCCAAUCGAAAGCGCGCACUGCACUCCAGCAAGCAAUAGAGUUGAGUCUUCGCACACCGCUCUCGCUGCGAAAGGCGGUAAUGGAACGCGCCGAAUCUCUCGAUACUCUCUCUCCCUGUGAGUCGAUAUGUUCAGAUGAUCUAAUGAUGGAUUUCGAUAUACAUAGCAGUGUGGAUUCCAUCGAUCGAUCUGGCUCCAUAAAGAGUCGAAGUGGUUCGGAUCUACAUAAAAUUGACGACACAGAAUUAUUUUCGGAGCUGGAACGUAAAGGGAGCGAUGUAAUGAAAGAACUGAAUUCCCUCCUACGUCUUCGUUCCAAUAAAAGCGCAGAUAAGGAUGUUGACAUUGCUCAUUUGCCCGCUCGCGCCACUCGUCUUCUAAAUCGUUCGCGCCUGCAGCAACAACAGUACCCCUCCUCGAUUGCCAGCGGUGUGACCACGAAUGCGGCGACUAGUAGUUCGGUCUGCGGUGGCGGCGGCGACUCAGACAGCUCCAAAUCAGCCCACAGUCUACGACGCAGCGCAGCCGCUUCUCGCGCCUCAAACGCUUCCACAUCAUCAACGAAUGCGUCGCUGCCGCCGAGCACCCAUUACCAGCAUCAGAAACCAUUUCAGCAUCACUACUCACAACUGCAUCGCGACUCGCACAGUUCUUCGGACGAUCUAAUGCUGUAUGACAAAUCUUUCCGAAAUGCGAUGAUUCAGGAUGUGUUGCAGUUCAAAAAACAGUUGCUGCGGCUUCGACGCAUUCUACAGGACACGGAGACUCUCAACCCAUUCGAUAACGACAAUGGGCAACUCUUCGCCGCCUGCGGCUUGGACAGCAAACUACUGGAUGACAUGGACCUGGCCAGCCUGACCUCCUCGACCACAGAUGACCCGAUGUUGGAGUUAGCCGAUCUACGAAGACAGGUGGUUUACCUUCAGGGAGAAGUUGAAGAUCGCGAACGAACCAUACGUUUGCAGAAAAAUCAAAUUGAGAAUCUGGAAUCAAAAAAGCCACCAAUACAAAAGGACCACACAAAAGAGUUGAUGAAUAUAGCAACACAAACAGAAAGGACACGACCACUUUCAUAUGGCCUAGAUGGACUGUCAAGAAGUAAGCCCGAGUACACCAGUUACACCACACGUUAUCACCCGGUCGCCACCUGUGAAAACAAUAGCAAUUGCAAUGGCGCCAACAACAGCAAUAACAGCAACAACAAUUUAUGCACAUACCAACAACAGCACAACUGCUGCAAUGGCAGCAACAACAACCUGCCAGCGACCGCCACAGAAGCAGCAGCACAACAAAUACGCCGUCACACCAUCAUAUCCACCACUCUGAGCAAUUACAAUCAACAGUCGGCACUGGCCCCGCGACGUGCCUCGAUCGCGUGGGAAAAACCCACAGCGCCUGCACCACCCACAACACCCCCGCUCGCACAGACAGCGACUGCGGCCGGCACAAAACACGCGCCACCAGCCGCCACCACCUACAAACCCGUGAAAAUCACACUGAUCGGAGAGCCGCUCAAGCAGUGGCAAUGGAAUGCCGUUGGCAAUGGGAAGACUUCUGACAGCCACGGCCACACAGCGGCCGACAACCAUAGCGACAAAGAGGGCAAGGCAAAGCGCGAAGCGAGCGAUGGCAAUAAUAAAAGUGGACGUAACAGCAGCCGGUGUGGUGGUAAUGGUGGCAGUGGUGGCGUGUGUAAUGGCAAGAGUAAUGGUGCGAAUUGUGCGAAUGGCAGUAACGGUUACACAAACGGCACGAGCAGCCAGACGAAUGGACGGAACGAGGUCUCGGGCAAUGGGCUACAGAAGGAAACAAGCCAACAGACGAACCAUCACUAUCAAAUGCAGAUUAAGCCGUAUAUGCAACAGGCGCUGACACAGCCGGGACAACAGCAGCAAACACGUGUACAACAGCAACAACAACAACAGCAAGUCUAUCACACAACAAACGGCAGCAAUGGCAAUUUCAAUCCAACAGUUACUAUAGUCUGAGCGCAAAGUAGUUAGUUCGUAAUGUCUGAUAUUGAUAUACAUACAAACAUACUUAUAUAUACUAAAAUUGAUAUUCAGAUACAAAUUUUGGAAAGUGAGUGAAUUAUGUAGAGGCGAUCUUUUAGCGUACAGUUAUUAGUAAAAUCUACAUAUGUGUGCAUGUUUGGACGGUCAAGUUAUCUUAAGCUUCGGGAAAAUUUAAAAUGUAGUGCGCGAGGAAAUUAUGUUACAUAACUAUACUGUGCAAUAAAUGUGCAAAAUAUGUAUGUAUGUAGUAGUUAAAUGUGUAGUAGAUUCUCUGAAGCAAGAACUAAUGCCAAUAAGGGUUUUCUUCACAUAUUAUUCUAAAUACUUCUAAAGAGGCAUCGUAAUGAACGGAAUGGACGCAGUUUUCCAAUUCUUCACCCCAGAUAAAGUGUGUGCACAGCAAGAGGGUUUAAUGAGGCUAUUAUAUACUAUUUCUCGUUUGCUUUAGUUCGUACUCGGCGGCAAAGCAAAAAGUGCUGACACACAUUCCUCGGUCACUUCAGAAAUUGACGGUACCCAAUAUAUCGGUUAUUUAUUAUAAUCUCUUAUAAUAAUAUUAUUACUAUUAUUACCAUAUUAUUGUUAUUAUUACGUA